AUGGAGGUUUCUGACGACCAGCAGCAAAAACUGAAGCUCGUAGAAACCCAAUUGAAGGCUAUUGUGCAGAGCCUCUACAACCUCAUUGUGCAAGGUCUCGAGCACCAGGGCAGCGCAACUCAGGAGGCUAUGAAGCAAGAAAUCCAGUCGCUCAUCGAGAACCUCGUCAAGCUCUCACGAGCGGCCCCGUCAGUCCACAUUGACAUCCCCCCCGAAGUUACCGACUACGUCGAAAAGGCGCGGAAUCCUGACAUCUAUACCCGCGAGCUAGUCGAGACAACUCAGAGGAUGAACCAGAUGCUGAAGGGUCGCAGCGAGGCCUAUGCCCAGAUGCGCGACAUACUUGCAAAGGAUAUCAUACUGGCUAUACCAGAGCUCAAGGACGACGUUCGAAAGGUAGCCGAAUCGACCGGCGGCUCGAUUGAUGGAUGA
This is a messenger RNA of Lindgomyces ingoldianus, 432 nucleotides long. RefSeq names its product mediator of RNA polymerase II transcription subunit 10. Gene Ontology annotation, molecular function: transcription coregulator activity. Gene Ontology annotation, biological process: regulation of transcription by RNA polymerase II. Gene Ontology annotation, cellular component: mediator complex. The transcript has 2 exons. The record is from RefSeq and is a predicted model, not a curated record. Lineage: Eukaryota; Fungi; Ascomycota; Dothideomycetes; Pleosporales; Lindgomycetaceae. Bases 1 to 432 code for a protein of 143 amino acids.